This is a messenger RNA of Alternaria rosae, 1578 nucleotides long. RefSeq names its product cytochrome P450 3A4. Gene Ontology annotation, molecular function: oxidoreductase activity, acting on paired donors, with incorporation or reduction of molecular oxygen; iron ion binding; monooxygenase activity. Lineage: Eukaryota; Fungi; Ascomycota; Dothideomycetes; Pleosporales; Pleosporaceae. The record is from RefSeq and is a predicted model, not a curated record. Bases 1 to 1578 code for a protein of 525 amino acids. The transcript is spliced from 3 exons.
AUGAGUUUCAACGGCGCGAACUGUAUCCUCUUACCGGCUCUCGAAGCAGUUGUCGCACACUAUCUGCUUGCGGAAUGCCUACCGAAUGCCUCUCUCACUAUGUACUGGCUCGCUUUUACCAUUCUGAACAGCACUGUCCUGGUCUUCUACAACAUGGUCCUCCGUCCUUUCUUCCUCAGCCCACUGCGCAAGCUGCCGCAACCCAAAGGCUUCAUUCCACUCUUCGGCCACGGACGGUUGCUAUUGAAGAAGCGUCAGUCAGGCCGGGAUUGGCAUCUGCAAACCAUGAAGACAGUGCCUCAUGACGGCAUCAUCCUCCGGCGAGGGUUUCUUCACAGUACAAGACUUAUCCCGACUACGCCAGCGGCACUGGCAGAUGUACUGGUACAUAAGAGCUAUGACUACGAGAAACCGUCUCGAGCAAGAAGGUUCCUGAUGAGGUUCCUGGGAGAGGGCCUGUUGCUGAGUGAAGGAGAGGAGCACAGGUUCCAGCGGAAGAGGUUAGCGCCUGCAUUUCACUUCCGAAAUGUGAAAGAGUUGUAUCCGGUGUUUUGCGCAAAGUCGAUGGAGUUCUGCGGCGCGAUUGGGCAGGAGCUCAGUGGGCGACCGGAUGGCGUACUGAAUAUCUGCCGCUAUACAUCGCGGGUAACGCUAGAUCUCAUCUGUCUCGCUGGAAUGGGUCGAGAUACCGGGUCUUUGUGGAACAGUGAAGACGACUUGAUAAAGAACUACGAGGAGAUUCUGGAGCCGACAAAGGAGAAGAUGGCGUAUUAUACGGCCAACAUCGUUCUACCCCCAUGGUUGGUCGGCAUGCUACCAUGGAAACUGCAUGAGCGGGUGAAGGUCACGACGGGGAAUUUGCGCAGGAUAUGUUCGGAGAUUGUAGCGGAGCGGAAGGCGAAGAUGGAAAGUAAGGAUGUCGAGGGUCGUGACAUCUUGUCGAUCAUGAUCCGCGACAACCUGCUGUCGGACAAUCAUUUUGCAGACCAACUUCUCACUUUACUAGCCGCAGGUCACGAAAGCACGUCAUCUGCCCUGACAUGGGCGUCAUACAUGCUGGCUCAGCACCCAGCCAUCCAAACCCGCCUUCGCUGCGAGAUCCAGCAAUGUACCCCUGAUUCGAAAGUUCUCUCAGAUUCCAGCUCCGAUGCCGCCAGCCUCUUGGAAAGUAUGCUCUACCUCAACUGUGUCUGCAACGAAGUCCUGCGCCUCUUCCCUCCAGUCUCCAUCACAGCGCGCGUCGCCAUCCGUGACAUGGUAGUCUGUGGCCAAGUCAUACCUGGAAGUACGAUGCUAUGGAUCGCUCCAUGGGCGAUAAACCGCAAUCUGCAGCUGUGGGGCCCUGACUCCGAAGAGUGCGUACCCGAGCGCUGGAUCGACAGCAAGAUGGGGCGCGCGACGAUGAACGGUGGGGCCGGCAGAGAGAGAUUCGCAAGAGCCGAGCUGAGGGGGCUUGUGGGGAGUUUCGACCUGGAACUGGAAAAUCCUGAAGAGAAGGUUGUCGUAAGUGGUGCGAUUGCUAGUAAGCCGAGGAAUGGCAUGCGGCUUAAGCUGAAGAAUGUGCAGUGGGACCCAUGA